GAUGUUGCCACUCCCUCCAAAAGUAAAAAGAUUAGUUGAUGAGAAUUUCACCAAAUCGUUGACUCACCGGAACUUGAAAUUUUAAUCGGUCUCCGGCGCCGGAGAAAUGAGUUCUGGGAAGAAGCCGAUCAACAUAAGAGAAGCUACUAGAAAGAUCGAAGUUGAUGAUAGAAUUCCUCUCCAGUAUUACUAUAAGAUUGCUGAUAAUAUCCUCAAACAGGCAAACGCUUAUCGGCAGGAGAACAAUAUCAUAGAUCUGUACAUUCUGCUUCUAAGAUAUGCAGGUCUUGUAACAGAAACUAUACCUUUACACCAAGACUACAGUACUACAAAUCAUAGAGAAAAGAUAUCUUACAAAAAGAAAUUAAUGGAUGUACUGCACGAGCUGGAAUGUUUAAGACCAGAAGUUAAACAAGAAAUUAGUAAAGUGAACGUAGAACAUACAUUGAAGGAAUUGUAUCGACAAAACAAUAUUGCAACAUCGUCUAGACAGCCAAUGGCUUCCUCAUGGCCAGACAAUAAUCAGACAGGGCAUUAUUCAACGCUGAGUCUAAAUAUCCGCGUUGUUACCCCUGAAGUUGUCGUACCUUCAGCACCACCACUUGAAAAUUUGGUCAUAGAUGAUGAUGUCCCAUUGCAAUCUGGUUCAACUGAAUCUAGUUUUGCAGAUUCAUCUUCUUCAACAACGGAGAAUUUAUCAAAGAAAACACACAAUGAAGAGAGUUCGAGUGGUGCUUCAUCGUGUAUCAUAUGCUAUGAAGCCCCAAUUGAGGGUGCUUGUGUACCAUGUGGACAUAUGGCUGGAUGUAUGUCUUGUUUGAAUGAGAUUAAAGCUAAAAGCUGGGGAUGCCCUGUCUGUCGCGCGAAAAUCGAGCUUGUUUUACGUUUAUAUGCUGUUUAAAAAAUGAAGAACUAUGCAUCUUGAUGUAAAAAUGUGUUUAGAAUGACCACUUAUUUGCUGUGUUAUGUAAAUUAUAAAGCAAUAACAAAUGUCAGUGUCCAAAUUCUGGAGUAUGGAAUGAUGAUAUUUUUUUUGAGACGAAA
Solanum dulcamara is the source of this 1044-nucleotide messenger RNA. Its product is annotated as AMSH-like ubiquitin thioesterase 3. Gene Ontology annotation, biological process: protein K48-linked deubiquitination; protein K63-linked deubiquitination. NCBI's taxonomy places the organism in Eukaryota, Viridiplantae, Streptophyta, Magnoliopsida, Solanales, Solanaceae. Gene Ontology annotation, cellular component: membrane; endosome. The coding region runs from base 107 to 901 and encodes 264 amino acids. The transcript has 5 exons. The record is from RefSeq and is a predicted model, not a curated record.